UGGCCCACACAUCACAAUUUUAAUUUAAAUUGCAAUUGGUCGUGUUGCUGCGCUGACGCCUUCCAGCGUAUAAAAGAAAAUCAAAUUUUUGCCCCCGGCUAGCUAAUAGUUGUUGACAUCACUCGUUAUUUGCCGUUCAUUGUUGACGCCCCCGUGCAAAGGCAGCAACAACAACAGCGAUUCCCAAAUAUUGCAGCACCAGCAACAACAACAACAAUUGGAGAACGAAAGAAGACCAACAAGUGCGCGCACGCACACACACACACGACAGGCGCACACGGAUACACUCACACAGUGAAGCUAUUGCGCUUUUAGCACCAAUUGAAAGUGAAUUGCAAGUGAAAAUAGACGCAAAGUGGAACGAUUUCAGCAAAUUGUUGCACACGAAAAUAACAAAACAGCUGUGCGCCUUAAUUUUUUGUUGUUGUGUUUUAUUGUUGUUGUUGUCUGCGCCGCGUGUGGCAGCAGCCGGAGUGGAAGAGAGAGAGCGUUAGCCGCUGCAAUAACUGCAUUUGAGUGCGAGUGAAAAGGAGCAGGAGAGCGACAUCAUCAUGACCGACCUCAACGAGCUAAUGGGAUCCCCUUUUGUGCGUGUGAAGCUUGUGGCCUUUGUGCACUUCUUCUUCAUCUCGAAUGCCAUGCUAGGAAGUUGGGGCCACGGGGCGUAUGAGUUCUACAACUUUCUAUUCCUGAUCGCCAUGUUCUGGUCGAUGCACAGCAAGGACUCCAUCGAAGCGAUCCAAACGGCGCUCGUCAUCAACGCUUCUAGCAUUUUUUUUGAUAUAGUCAGCAUUUCUCUUCAUUUCGGCAUUAUGAAUGGCUGGGCCAUUGCGUUCAGCAUCAUCAACCUGAUACUGCGACCGGUGAGCGUGGCCCUGCUCUACAAGGAGUUCAACACGAGGGGCGGCACACUGCCGACGGGAUCGGUCUUCCCAACUAGCCAGCAGCGCAGCUACCAGGACAUCGAUCGGCCCACACAGCCCACACCGACCAACUCGCAGCCCGGUCCGAAUGUGGCCAGCAUCUUCUAGGCUCUCCAAGACAACCCUUCCAAGUACCUAGACACACCACUACGAUAAUAGACAGCGGAUUCCGCAGGGGAUUCUGCGAUGGAACAGCAAAGACAACCCAUAUGUAGAAAGACUUGACUAGUCAGUGUCGCUGCCGAAAGUAAUCAGAAAAUGUCCGUGAAUGCGAAUCGAAAUUUUAUACAUACAUAUACAUAAAGUGUGUUGUUUUUUUUUUUUUUUGAGCGUUGUUUUGUUAGUGCAAUAUUGUGAGAGAGACAACGAUUAAGGUUAAGCAUUGUAGUUAAAUACGGCAUCGGAAUUACAUAAAGAAACGUGUAUGUGCGUGUUUUCCUUGUCCCAUAUACACAAACCUUUUUUUUUACGUUGUUAACGAAUAAAGUCGGCUAAUCAAAACAUUAAAGAUACACAUAUAUAUAUAUAUAUUUAUAUUCGUAUUUGUAUAACAAAGAUUGCAAUUCUACUUUAUAUAGAUAACGUUAACGCUAACUGUAAACCCAACAGAAUAUUCGAAAAAUAAAAAGCGGGCGUCAUCGUUUGUAAAACAAUAAA
This is a messenger RNA of Drosophila sechellia, 1580 nucleotides long. Its product is annotated as type-1 angiotensin II receptor-associated protein. Gene Ontology annotation, cellular component: plasma membrane. The record is from RefSeq and is a predicted model, not a curated record. The coding region runs from base 552 to 1031 and encodes 159 amino acids. Lineage: Eukaryota; Metazoa; Arthropoda; Insecta; Diptera; Drosophilidae. The transcript is spliced from 4 exons. Gene Ontology annotation, biological process: angiotensin-activated signaling pathway.